AUGAUAAGCACUCGUCGAAUUGCAACUCAGCUGGGUAUAAAGAAUAUGAGAAUGUGGCGCGUACUGAAACAGGAAGGAGUUCAUCCUUACCAUUUUCGACGUGCUGAAAAUUUACGAGAAGAAGACAGGAAAUUUCACAGACGGAUGAGAACUGACGAGGCCACAUUUACCAGAACCGAAAUAACCAAUCACCGUAAUCUGCACGUUUGGAAUUAUGAAAAUCCUUUAGCUGUCAGAGAAACUUCUUUCCAGCACGAAUUCUCCAUUAACAUGUGGGCUGGAACAAUUAAUGACCAAAUUAUUUGGCCAUUUGAAUUGCCAAGACUGCUUACGCAAGAGAACGUUAUGUUUUUUUGCGCGGAGACCUGCCUCUUUCGCUUCCUCCAACUAGAUGGAGCCCAAGCUCAUUAUGCAGCGUCAGUGCGUCAAUUUAUUAAUAAGGAACUAUCCAAGUUGGAUUGGCAGAAGCGAUCCAGUAGCACGGUCUCAAGGUUUACUGGGUUAACGCUUCUUGAUUAUUACUUUUGGGGCUACAUGGAACAAAAAGUUCAUGGUGUGCCAAUAGCUACGAGAGAACAACUUAAACAUAGAAUUGAUGCCGCUGCUACAGAAAUAGGAGGAAAACCUUACGGAAGUGCAAAGAACAACUCAAAAAAUGUCAUUUAA
Messenger RNA from Parnassius apollo (apollo), 666 nucleotides. Lineage: Eukaryota; Metazoa; Arthropoda; Insecta; Lepidoptera; Papilionidae. The record is from the annotation of a GenBank genome assembly.